Messenger RNA from Haliaeetus leucocephalus (bald eagle), 3142 nucleotides. RefSeq names its product G protein-coupled receptor 107 (gene GPR107). The coding region runs from base 28 to 1707 and encodes 559 amino acids. The record is from RefSeq and is a predicted model, not a curated record. Gene Ontology annotation, molecular function: clathrin heavy chain binding. The transcript has 18 exons. NCBI's taxonomy places the organism in Eukaryota, Metazoa, Chordata, Aves, Accipitriformes, Accipitridae. Gene Ontology annotation, biological process: clathrin-dependent endocytosis. Gene Ontology annotation, cellular component: membrane; clathrin-coated vesicle; Golgi apparatus.
GAAGGGGAUGCUGAUGCUGGAAUAAACAUGGCGGCCCGCGGCCCUGGGGCUGCGCUGGUGCGAGCCGCGGUCGUGCUGGGGCUGGUGUUGCUUUGGGCGGGCCCGGCCGGCGCCCGCGUCCAUCAUCUCACCCUCAAAGAUGAUGUGAGACAGAAGGUGCACCUGAAUACCUUUGGCUUCUUCAAGGACGGUUUCAUGAAAGUCAAUGUCAGCAACCUUUCUUUGAAGCCACCUGUGGACUCUGAUGACAAGAGUAGCUUGUCAGUGGGGUUCAGUUUGGAUCGAACAAGGAAUGAUGGGUUCUCCACUUACCUGGAUGAAGAAGUGGAUUACUGUAUCUUGAAAAAAAAACCAGAGCAAGAUGUCUCUGUUGUAAUCUUACUUCUGGACUUCAAAACUGAAGUUGUGAAAGUACGGUUCUCUGCAGAAGCUGCUGCUUUGUUACCUAAAAUUUCAUUCAUGUCUGAGGAAAAUGUUACUGCCUUAAGUACCAAGCCACUGAAAACGUCUGAACAGAGCAGUGAUGCUGGUAAAAAUCCUGCAGAGACCAAGCAAAAUACAGACAGCACAGAUAAGAAGUCCAAACGAAGUACAACAUCCUCCCAGAGCAUAGUGGAACAAGAACAUCCUGUUCACAAUGACAGAGGAACUUUUUCUUUUCAGUUUUUUUUUAACAUCAGCUCUGAUAACCAAGAAGGUCUCUACAGCCUAUAUUUCCAUAAAUGUGUUGGCAGUGAUGGGCCGACUAAUGAUCAGCGGCUAUUUAGUCUUGAUAUAGAAAUUACGGAGAAGAAUCCUGAAAGCUACCUCUCAGCUGGUGAGAUCCCACUGCCCAAACUUUAUAUUUCCAUGGCUAUCUUCUUCUUCCUGUCUGGGACUGUAUGGAUCCACAUACUUCGUAAACGCAGAAAUGAUGUCUUUAAGAUUCACUGGCUAAUGGCAGCCCUCCCUUUCACAAAAUCUCUGUCCUUAGUCUUCCAUGCGAUCGACUAUUACUACAUUUCUUCUCAGGGAUUUCCUAUGGAAGGCUGGGCUGUUGUUUAUUACAUCACUCACCUACUGAAGGGUGCGCUUUUGUUCAUCACUAUUGCCCUUAUUGGUACAGGCUGGGCUUUCAUUAAACACAUCCUGUCAGAUAAAGACAAAAAAAUUUUCAUGAUUGUCAUCCCACUUCAGGUACUGGCAAACGUGGCAUACAUUAUCAUAGAGUCAACAGAAGAGGGGACAACUGAGUAUGGACUGUGGAAAGAAAUCCUCUUCCUGGUAGACUUGCUGUGUUGUGGAGCCAUCCUAUUUCCUGUGGUAUGGUCAAUAAGACAUUUGCAGGAGGCUUCAGCAACAGAUGGGAAAGCUGCCAUUAACCUAGCAAAGCUGAAGCUUUUCAGACAUUACUAUGUUAUGAUUGUGUGUUACAUUUACUUCACACGGAUCAUUGCAAUUCUCAUAAAGAUUGCUGUUCCAUUCCAGUGGAAAUGGCUGUACCAGCUGCUGGAUGAAAUGGCCACACUUGUGUUCUUUGUCCUCACUGGGUACAAGUUCCGUCCAGCAUCAGACAACCCUUAUCUACAGCUUUCUCAAGAUGAUGAGGAUGACUUGGAGAUGGAAGCUGUGGUGACAACUUCUGGAGUAAUGGAAGGCAUGAAGAAGGUCAAGAAAGUGGUGAACGGUUCAGCAGAGCCACAGGGCGAGUGGGAAAGCAUGGCAUGAUGGACUGGACUAAGGCAGCACUUUCAGAGAAACUUUUUUAAUUUAUUAAUAUUACUCUCAGUGGAAAGGGAGCAACUAGCACUUCCCAACACUGAAACUGCAGAGUGGGGUGUGUCUAGGGGGAGCAAAGCAGUGCGGAAAUAUAACUAUUCCUCUGAUCAUAAGAAAAUGGGAUCUCUUGGUACCUGCAAGGAGUGUGAAGCUUUCCUAGGGAUUUUGGGUAGCCCAUUCUUUUUUCCCCUUUCUGGAUCGGUUAGGUAUUCUGAAUUGUUUGCAGUUGUGUUCUUCAGAAUGUGUAAUACUAAUGUGAAGAGAGACCUUUAGUGUGUAUGUAAAGUAUAUAUUUUAUAUAAUGCGCAUAUAUAUAUACACACACUUGCUAUGUAUCAUGUAUACUGGAAAUUACAAAGUGUGUUGGAAGGUGGGAAAAGAAGGUAAGAGAUGUAAGUAUUCUUUUUUCUUUUUAUAAACACUCCCUUUUGCUUGGACAAAGCAUUGCAAAACAAAUUAAUAGAAACAACUACAGUUAUUUGAGAGACUAAAUGGGGUAUUGGAUCAGGUGACUUCUGCCACUACUGACAUCAGUGGGAAAGUUAAGUAUCUUCUUGUCUUAUUCAUGCAGGUAUCCACUUGAAUGUGACAGGUUUUAAAAUGUAUUACUAUACAGGAAGCAAGUCAGUGUUCUCCAUUAAAAGCACUAGCCCAUAGUGCAAUAAGCAUUAAUGUAAAUUCUCCACUAUUCGUGGAGUUGCUGUUGAUUAACACCCACCUGACAAGAAGUACACAAGAGGUGUAAGACUGAUGCUUGCUUUUUAGGGGUCUGCCAUGCUUCUUAAACAUUUAACUUCAAGCUGUGACCCACAGCACUUUGAUCUGCUUUAUAAAAUAUUUUCAAGGUAUUUCAAAAGACACUCCUUUCUGGCACAGUAUAAACAGUACCAGAAUCUCCAGUGGAAAUCUGUCUAGCAAAUGUACUGUAGCAUCAAUCUCUGGUUCACCUUUAUCCUGAGUUAUUUAGCCUUUGUGAAUGGCUACUUGUACCUCUCUGGCAUGUAGGAAUAAUGAUACUACUGUUUGAGAUGAGCUGAACCGGUCAAAAUGGUAUUGCUGUCAAAACCAGGCAACUGCAGCUCCCAGUCAUAAAUGUUUUUUUUGUCAGGAAAGGAAAAGAUUAUGACCAGAGCCUCAAUGCAGGGGAAUACGAAGUCUUGACUAUUAGGUGCAAACUUGCAGCGGUGUCUUUAGAGACAUGUUACAAAUGCCAUGUACGUUUUAUCUGUAGUACUCUGCUAUUGUUAGGAAGGCAAGCUGGUGCCCAUAGUUGUAGUAGUAAGGCAUAGCAAAUGAUUAUUAAUUUGGGGGAGGACGGAAGUGGUUCACAGAUGCAAUGAGGAUAAGCUUUAAGAAAAAUAAAUCAAGUGUAACUCACUGACCC